Molecule: messenger RNA, 2181 nt
Organism: Alternaria burnsii
Lineage: Eukaryota; Fungi; Ascomycota; Dothideomycetes; Pleosporales; Pleosporaceae
Exons: 2
Coding region: 1-2181 (726 amino acids)
Source: RefSeq, a predicted model, not a curated record
AUGCCCGUGGGUAUGGCUUCAGUCACUAACAAUCAGUUGUGUAAAGUAUGCCAGCUACUCGUCUUGCAUAUUAGUUCCAGACCUGGCCGUGGAUCGCUCCAACUUCACUCAACAUUUGAACUGCUCGAAGAACGCUCGAAGAGUGCUUGUGGGAUAUGUGUAGAACUUCUACGUUCUUUAGGAGAUGGCGUUGUUGGCGACGCAGUCAAUCCACUAGCGUCCCUUUUCCCGGUCAUCUGCGAAUAUGAUACAUCUUCAGCGAGUUGGCAAAGCUCAUUUGAUGUGGUGUUCAAACUAUCCAAGUCCAUUGACUUCAGUCUACGCUUUAUCUUCGAGAUUGUAGAGAAUACCGAGAACGAGGCAAUCGGAUAUGCACCCUCAUCGUCUACAGACUCUCCUCAAAGCUGGGAGUUGAUCGGUCGUUGGCUCAACCAAUGCAUCCACGAGCACGAGCGAUGUAACAUAGCUGCUGAAGAACCCUGGGUUCCAACACGUCUUCUCGACAUUGGUACCUCUGAGGACAGUCCGGUACGCCUGCUAGAUCGCGAUGAGACGCGUCUUCUAUCCAAACAGUCUUACGCCACGCUGUCUCAUUGCUGGGGUAUGAUGAAUCUCAUCAAGACGAUUAAUAGCAAUCUACGAAGCCACCAACAGGAGAUCCCCCAUGGAGAGCUCCCACUGACUUUCAAGCAUGCCAUCAAGAUUGCAAAAAACCUCUGUCUACGCUACUUAUGGAUAGACUCGCUUUGCAUAAUCCAAGAUUCGGCGGAGGAUUGGCAGCAUGAGGCUGACUUGAUGAGUAAAGUGUAUAGGUAUUCGUUCGUCAAUAUAGCCGCCACUGGAUCUAGCGAUAGUACUGGCGGCUGCUUCCGGGAAAGAGUCGAGCGGAAUAUACUACCUACAGAAGUGUACAUCCAAUGGCAUAGCAGUCGGGUUGGUCGCGAUGGAGAAGCUCAAAAGAUCAAAUAUCGUGUAGUGCUGGAAGCGGAACAGUGGACCAGAAAACUUACAGACGAGCCGCUGAAUCAACGCUGCUGGAUUUUACAAGAGAGGAUUCUCCCUCCUCGUGUCCUUCAUUUCGGAAGUGAGCAGCUCUUCUGGGAGUGCCAGGAGUUUUUUGCAUGCGAGACCUACCACUGCGGUCUACCUGCUGCCCUUCAGAACCAUCCUCUCAUCAACAUCAAACGUACACAACUUAAAAACGAACCCAAAUACCACCGAUGGCCCACAAACUACAUAGCAGGGAUUCCGAAGGAGACUUCAUAUGCACAGAGACUCUGGUCCAACUUCACAGCAAUAUUUCGACCAAUCGUCAUUCACGAAACAACGCUGUAUACCGCUAUGAACAAUACAUCUAUUUAUAAGAAUUGGUACGCGAUUGCCGAGCUAUACUCCAUGGGCAAACUGACGUUUGCGGGAGACAAGCUUGUAGCUUUAUCUGGAAUUGCACAGGCUAUCAUCACUGUUGAUUCUAAUGACCACGGCGAUGGCUAUCUUGCAGGCAUAUGGCAGUCAUCAUUGCCAGCCUCUCUCCUCUGGCGGCCGAUUAACACCAAAGCUGCACAGAGACACAAUCACCACGGACACUCAGGUGUCUCUUACAGAUAUGUGGACCGGAAUUACGACUAUUACGUUGCACCGACAUGGUCCUGGGCCUCGGUAGAUGGUCAGAUCUCCUUCGAGUCAUGCCAGAUGAACUGGACAUCCGAAGACUACCUAGCUCGGAUGGAAGACGCAAGUGUAUCUUAUCACGACCGCUAUCGUUUCGGCCAGGUAACAUCAGGAUUCGUAAAAGUUUCCGCACCCGUGGCGACAGCUCUGUGGGAAAUCAAGGAUGAAUACCCUCCACCUUUACCUCCACGCAAUGAGUCCAAGCUGAUGGUAAUAUCGCAAAUGUUCCCACCUCAUCUCACUCGCCGUGCGUCUGUCAAGGUAGAUAUAGACAGACCACCUUACGAAGAGAUCUUUCUUGAUUCGUUCAUGGAAGACAUACCCGAAGAACUAACGCUCUUGUGUAUCAUUGGGCGUCAAAGACAGGGUCUUCUUAUCACCGAGGGACUGGUACUGCAGCGGUCGACCGAAGCUGAUAAGUAUAUCCGUAUAGGCUUCUUUCAGGUUUUGCAUAAUCAGAAAAGGAACAUUCUCAUGAACAUGCCACGGCGGUCAAUUACUAUAAUAUGA